UAGAUACUAAGAACAAUCUGGAGGACAUUUACAGUCUUCUUAGGUUUUUGAAGGUGGAACCAUGGGGAACUUGGGCAUGGUGGAACAAACUCAUUCGAAAACCAUUUGAGGAGGGUGAUGAGAGAGGGUUAAAGUUGGUUCAGUCCAUUUUAAAGUGGAUCAUGUUAAGGAGAACAAAAUUUAGCACUGAUCGAGAAGGCAGGCCAAUUCUCGUUCUUCCUCCAGCUGAUAUUCAGGUUAUCUAUUGUGAACUCACAGAAAGUGAAAAAGACUUCUAUGAGGCCUUGUUUAAAAGAUCCAAGGUGAAAUUUGAUCAAUUUGUUGAGCAAGGGCGGGUUCUUCAUAAUUAUGCUUCCAUAUUGGAGUUACUUUUACGUCUUCGCCAAUGUUGUGAUCAUCCAUUUCUUGUGAUGAGUCGAGGUGAUACACAAGAAUUUUCUGAUUUGAAUAAGCUAGCUAAACGUUUCCUCAAGGGCAGCCACAAACCCAAGAAGGGGAAGCUAAAGAUGAGCCUUCAUGAGCUUAUAUUCAAGAGGUCACGGAAGACCUGCAUAAAGGGGAAAAAGGAGAGUGUCCGAUAUGUCUUGAAGCAUUCGAAGAUGCAGUAUUGACACCUUGUGCUCUCCGCUUAAGCCGGGAAUGCUUAUUGGCAAGCUGGCGAAAUCCUACCUCUGGUUCAUGUCCUGUUUGUAGGAAAAACAUCAGUAGGCAAGAUCUUAUUACUGCCCCAACUGAGAGUCGCUUCCAGAUUGAUGUUGAGAAAAAUUGGGUGGAGUCAUCCAAAGUUGUUGUUCUCUUGCAUGAACUUGAAAAUCUUCGCAUGUCAGGCUCUAAGAGCAUUGUCUUCAGCCAGUGGACUGCCUUUCUUGACCUCCUGCAGAUUCCUCUUUCCCGGAGUAACAUUCCCUCUGUUCGUCUGGAUGGAACACUAAGUCUGCAGCAGCGGGAAAAAGUAUUAAAGCAGUUUUCAGAAGAUAGCAACAUCCUGGUGUUGCUGAUGUCUUUGAAGGCCGGUGGAGUUGGAAUAAAUCUAACGGCAGCUUCCAAUGCCUUUGUCUUGGGAACUGUUGAGGAAAGAAUGGAAGCAGUGCAAGCGCGUAAGCAGCGGAUGAUUUCUGGUGCUUUGACUGAUCAAGAAGUUCGAACUGCACGAAUUGAGGAAUUGAAGAUACUGUUUACUUAGGCCAGUCCAGAAAUUAGAGCUCUUCCCUCACUUGUUAUCUUUCUAUGAGAAUUCUCUUUAGCUCUAAGAGCUCUAGAGAUCAAGGGGUUUAUGACCGCAGCACUGGAACUUGAAGGAAGUUGACUUGAGGCUAUUUACAACAUAUACUUAAUUCAGUUCUUGGAGAGGAUAAUCGGAGGCUGGUUAGAGUUUGUGGCUAUGCAAUUAUCUUGCAUGCUCAUGUAACACAACUGUGGUUG
Alnus glutinosa is the source of this 1422-nucleotide messenger RNA. Its product is annotated as DNA repair protein RAD5A-like. The transcript has 10 exons. Gene Ontology annotation, molecular function: ATP-dependent chromatin remodeler activity; ATP binding. NCBI's taxonomy places the organism in Eukaryota, Viridiplantae, Streptophyta, Magnoliopsida, Fagales, Betulaceae. The record is from RefSeq and is a predicted model, not a curated record. The coding region runs from base 162 to 611 and encodes 149 amino acids.